GAAGAAAAAUCUAGGUAAAGUUCUGAGGAAAACAAAUCAAGAGUCAGCCUACAGCAGGGAUGGGCAGUCUUUAGCCUAGUCAGAUCUACUUUGUGUUUGUUUAACUAGAAUCUGAAAGAGGUAGGUGCAAAUUAAAGGCUAAGCACACGAGACACAACUAAAGACCAGGGUGCCUCUACAAAUUGACACUGGGAAUUUGUUAAUAGCACCAAAACCUAGCUCACAGUCCUUUCAUAUUUUCUUAAUUUCAGCAGUCUGAUUUAGUCAGAAAAGGGGAUUUUCUUGUUAACCUGUUGCGAGCCAGAAAUCCUUGCUGAUAUACUGCAGAUCAUCCAGAAAUCUACCAGUUAGAUUCAUGUCUACUUUCUGUCCACGCUUGUCCUGGAAGACCAAUGACUGCUAGUUGAGGAGGAACUGCUCUGUGGCCUGUGGUGAUACUUGCAGAAAUCAGUGGGAGGAUCACCUGAUAAUCUAGGACUGAAUUAUAGAAAAGGGCUGUGUUGCCCAGUGGGCAGCAGCCUUACUUGACUUGGAAGAAUGAGAAGGAAUAUACCCGUUUAUCUUAUGGCUCUCUCUGUGGUCGCAGUAAUGGCGUAUCCCUCCAGAAGGGCUACUAUGGAUCUUGAUGCCACUCCUCGUAUGACAAUUGUCUAUAACGAUUUGACUUCUGCAAGGCAUUUUACCAGUCAUGCCCAGAAUUAUACCACCCUCCUGCUGGAAGACGAGAAAGGAAUUCUUUACAUAGGAGCCAGGGGGGCUAUAUUUUCCUUAAAUUCCAGCAACAUUGCUGAUGGCUCCCAUCAUACAAUAGAUUGGAAAGUCUCUCCUGAGAAACGGGCAGAAUGUUUGAAAAAAGGCAAAAACAACAAGACAGAAUGUUACAACCAUGUCAGACUUUUGCAACGACUAAAUGCAACCCAUCUGUAUGCCUGUGGCACAUAUGCGUUUCACCCACUCUGCACUUACAUUGACACCAGGAAGUUCACACUGCCUUCUCACUUUGAAGAAGGGAAGGAAAAAUGCCCAUAUGACCCUGCCCAAGGCUACACAGGGCUAAUUGUAGAUGGCAGUUUAUAUACAGCCACACGUUAUGAAUUCCGCAGCCUGCCAGACAUCCGACGCAACCGGCACCAACGUGUUCUGAAAACUGAAGAAUCCCCCCUGCACUGGCUAAAUGAUGCUGAUUUUGUGGCCUCCGUGCUGGUCAGGGAGAGUGUGAGAAGCCCUAUAGGGGAUGAUGACAAGAUCUACUACUUCUUCACAGAGCGAGCUGGAGAGGAGGGUGCCUCAAUAUUUGACAAGACACAAGUGCCCAGGGUAGCCAGGGUGGCUCGAGUAUGUAAGGUAAAGAGACUGGUGUGGUGCAAAGGCCAGAGUGUGCUAAUGCUUUUUGUUGAUAUAAUAGUAGAUCAUGAAAGAUUAUUCACAGAUUAUAGUUACAAUAGUGAUAGUCAUGAUUAUCUUUUUGAAUGGCAAAAGCCUUCUACAAAUGCUCCACAGUUGUACCCCUUUAACAGGACUCUAGCUGGAACUUGGGCAAAUCUUGGCAGAAUCUCUCUCCUCACUAGAGCAGUCAGAUCACCUCUGCUUUAUGUGGACUCGGGAUUUAGUGAGAAGCGGAAAGUUGCAGAUUUGCUUGAAGGCCAUUUCUCCCUAUCUUCCAGGAGGAGCAUGGAGGUGUCCGCUGUCUGCCUAUACAACAUCUCUGAGAUGCGGGCAGCAUUCCAAGGGACAUACAUGGAAUACCAGGACUCCAGUCGCAAAUGGUCUCAAUACAAUGGAGACGUGCCUGAGCCCCGGCCAGGAGCAUGCAUUACCAAUCGUGCUCGCAAAAGUGGCUACAACUCCUCCCAGGACCUGCCCAACAAUGUGCUGGAUUUUAUCAAACUCCACCCACUGAUGUAUGAAGAGGUGAAACCUGCAAAUGGGGCUCCUCUAUUGGUGAAGAAAAAUGUGAUCUAUACUCAAGUUGCAGUAGACAGAGUGCGGGCCCUUGACGGGAAGGUGUAUGAUAUCCUUUUCUUGGGAACAGGUAAUGGCUGGAUACAUAAGGCUGUAGUCCUUGGUUCUACAGUCCACAUCAUAGAGGAGAUACAGGCCUUCAGAGUUCCCCAGCCUGUGGAGAACCUCAUCAUUUCAAAACAGCAGCGAAAUUUGUAUAUAGGGACCCAGAGUGGAGUCCUACAGUUGCCAAUGUCCACCUGCAGAAGAUAUAUUUCCUGCUUCGAUUGUAUCUUGGCCCGGGAUCCCUACUGUGGCUGGGAUGGUGAGAAAUGUCGAGAACUAGCUGAAACACUGGACAGGUCUCUGCUGAUCCAGGAUGUACUGCAUGGCAACAUGGGCUGCUUGAAUUACUCUGCACAGGCCACACCUGUACAGAAAAACCGGACGGUGCUACGUGGCGAUGAUGUGCUUCUCCCUUGCGAGCAGACAUCCAACCUGGCACGAGCAACUUGGCUGGUGAAUGGCACAGAAGUACUGGCUGAGGAUGGGCAAGGCCACUUUCGCUUGGGGGUGGAUGGGCUGCUGGUGACGAAUAUGCAGCUUGAGUACAGUGGGGAGUACCAGUGUUAUGCCGAGGAGAAUGGCCUCCGGGCCCUGGUGGCUUCCUAUGCCCUCAUCGUGCUUCCUGAGCAGCUGGUGCCGCAGCUGCCCCCCACAAUGGCCCAUCCAUCCUGGCACGCUGCCAGCUAUGCUUAUGGGGAUAUGAAGUUUAUCUACAUUGCAGUCAUAACAGUGCUGGGGGGCUUGUGCUUCGUGCUCAGUGUGGCGCUCCUCUACAUUUCCUGUCUGCAGAAACGCAAGGGCAAGUACAGCCUCAGGGUCCCACAGGCCUCCAGUGUGGAGCUGCAGACUGUUUCCUCAAACUGUGUGGGCAAAGGCAGCCCAGAGGAGGAAGAGGAAGAGGACCUUGGCAUCUUCCCUGACGGCUGUCUUCAGAUCAUCCCUGGGGAAGCCCCCAUGCUGGCAUCCCCGUCCAAGGAUGCUCCUCCCGCCCCACCCCCACCCCCUCCUCCACUGCCUGCUGAGUUCACCAACGGCAUCCCCACCUUGCCCAACAUGCUGCGCAAGAUGAACGGUAACAGCUACAUGCUCCUGCGGCAGAACGAGGAGCCAUGCACUUCACCACUGUACAACUCCUUUACUGAGGAGCUGAGCAAGAUCCUGGAGAAGCGGAAACACACACAGCUGGUAGAAAAGCUGGAUGAGAGCUCCGUGUAGGGGAGGGUCCCAGGGAGCCCACUUUGCUGAACUGAUUCCUCAAAGUCCUCUGUGAUUCCCGCUCCCCCUUCCAACAGAACCAGUGUUAUGACUCAGCAACUACCUCCGGAGCGGCCCUCCGGAGCCGCCACAGACUCCGUGCUCAUUUCCUCUUUUAUUCUGUUCAGUUUUGUUUUGGUUGUUGUCUUUUUGUUGGCGUUGAUUGUUUUGUUUUCCAAUUACUGUAAAAAAGAAAAAUCUAUUUAAAUGGGAAUUAUAUUUAUAUAUAAAAGGAUAAUCGAUAAACAGGAUCCACAAAGA
Molecule: messenger RNA, 3522 nt
Organism: Sceloporus undulatus (fence lizard)
Lineage: Eukaryota; Metazoa; Chordata; Lepidosauria; Squamata; Phrynosomatidae
Gene: SEMA4G
Product: semaphorin 4G
Exons: 15
Coding region: 538-3222 (894 amino acids)
Biological process (GO): negative regulation of axon extension involved in axon guidance; semaphorin-plexin signaling pathway; positive regulation of cell migration
Molecular function (GO): chemorepellent activity; semaphorin receptor binding
Source: RefSeq, a predicted model, not a curated record